This is a messenger RNA of Hirundo rustica (Barn swallow), 4858 nucleotides long. It is a transcript of the gene PDGFD, whose product is annotated as platelet derived growth factor D. Gene Ontology annotation, molecular function: growth factor activity; platelet-derived growth factor receptor binding. The transcript has 8 exons. NCBI's taxonomy places the organism in Eukaryota, Metazoa, Chordata, Aves, Passeriformes, Hirundinidae. Gene Ontology annotation, cellular component: membrane. Gene Ontology annotation, biological process: positive regulation of protein autophosphorylation; positive regulation of phosphatidylinositol 3-kinase/protein kinase B signal transduction; positive regulation of cell migration. The record is from RefSeq and is a predicted model, not a curated record. The coding region runs from base 355 to 1506 and encodes 383 amino acids.
GGCCGGCCCAGAAGGGCAGCCGAGAGUUCAGAAUGCAGGAAGUUUUGAGGCAGCUCGGAGAGUAACGCGGCGGCGGUGACCGCCGCUUCGCGUGCUCUGGGGUUUUGCGCUUUUUCUUUUUUUUUUUUUUUUUUUUUUUUUUUUUUUUUUUUUUUUUUUUUUUUUGCGGGGAUUGUACUUUCCCCACUCCCUCCUGCAUACGACCCCACCCCCCCCCCCCCAAAACCACAAGCAACCCGCGACAAUCAAAAAGUCCGGUUAGGGGGAAGAAAACACGAGCGAGGGAAGCACCCUCGCCGGGAGAGGAGAGCCCGUUUCUUCGCAGAGACACGGUCCCGCUCGCAGCUGGUCCCGAUGCAACUGCUCAUCCUCCUCCUGCUCUACGCCGUCGUCUGUGCGAACUUCUGCAGCCGUCAGGGCACCACCGCCCCUGCCCAGAGCGGAUCUAUAAAAGCCCUGCGGGCUUCCAACAUCAGGCGAGAUGACUUGUACCGAAAAGAAGAGACCAUCAGCGUGGCAGGGAACGGCUGCAUCCACAGUCCUCGCUUCCCCAGCAGCUACCCCAGGAACCUCCUGCUGACGUGGCGGCUCCACUCCCCAGAGAGCACCAGGAUCCAGCUGGCUUUUGAUAAUCAGUUUGGGCUGGAGGAACCUGAAAAUGAGAUCUGCAGGUACGACUUUGUGGAAGUGGAAGAUGUAUCAGAGACCAGCACAGUUAUUCGAGGACGGUGGUGUGGACACAAGGAAGUACCUCCAAGAAUAACAUCAAGAACAAAUCACAUAAAGAUAACCUUCAAAUCUGAUGACUACUUUGUGGCUAAACCAGGAUUCAAGAUAUGUUACUCUCUUGUGUGUAGCUCGAAAGAGGCAGAUUUUGCAAACACUCAGGAAAUGGAUGAUUUCCAGCAUGUAGCCUCAGAAACCAACUGGGAGUCAGUCACAAGCUCUGUCUCAGGGGUAUCCUAUCCCUCUCCAUCAGUGACUGACCCUACGCUCACGGCGGAAGCACUGGAUCAGACCAUUGCCGCAUUUGACACGGUGGAGGAUCUGCUCAAACACUUUAAUCCGGACUCCUGGCAAGAAGAUCUUGAAAAUCUGUACACAGACAGUGGGCAGCAUUAUCGAGGCAGGAGCUACCAUGACAGGAAAUCCAAAGUUGACCUGGACAGGUUGAAUGAUGAUGUGAAGCGUUACAGCUGCACUCCAAGGAACUACUCUGUCAAUUUAAGGGAGGAGCUGAAGCUGACAAAUGUAGUUUUCUUCCCCCGCUGCCUCCUUGUCCAGCGCUGUGGUGGAAACUGUGGCUGUGGGACUCCAAACUGGAAAUCCUGCACCUGCGUGUCAGGGAAAACAGUGAAAAAAUAUCAUGAGGUGCUGAAGUUCAUCCCUGAGGCUGGGCAUACCAGAAGAAGAGGCAGAAUCAGGAACAACAUGUCCUUGGUGGAUAUACAGCUGGAUCACCAUGAGCGUUGUGAUUGUGUCUGCAGUUCAAGACCACCCCGAUAAAGAGGGAAAAACAAAGAAAGAAAAGGAAGAAAACAGACACACUAAUUGCAUCUUACUGGACAUUUCCUUUCAAGCAGGAUUGCUCUGAGGACCUUUACUCACUAAUCAUUUGAAAUUUGCUACUAGCCUGCCUUUGCAAUUAGCAAAAAUCAUUGCUGUGCAGAUUAGUGUCAUGGCAACUAAACAGAUAUAUCAUACAUUUAUAUAUCAGCAUCCAAGAAUUUAGGAUUGUGGUUAUCUGUAGUUAGAUUCUGAGGGUUGAGAUUUUCAAAGCUCAGUUGCAGUCCUUAGGCACACAGUGCCCACUGAAUUUAAAUACCAGGUAUGUAGGUAUUUGUGGUAGCUGGCAAUGAAAUAGCAGUGUGUUUGGUUUUCGCUUACUUGUUCCUACACUCAAAUUCUGCUCCCAUUUCUACCUCCUCAGCUCGCCACAUGGUAAGGUAGGGUUUUAUGGUGGAUAUAAAUGAAGAGAGAAUUUGAGCCUGUAGGGGUGCAGAAGGGUUUUCCCCACUCUCAGAGGGAGCUUCCCAGCAUUCUGGCCCAACAGAGUGAGAUAGAAUGCGUAAAAUCCAUCAUUACAUGAAAUUACACAUCAGGAAAGUCAAAUCUCGCGGUUUGUACUCGAGCAAGUCAUGUGCUGAAUUUAGUAGAUGCUUUGCAUAAGCCAGGACACUGAGGGUGGCAGGAGGUGCAGAGGCUGGUGCUUUUGCUGUGUGGCUCCAUGGCAGCUAUUGCCCAAGUGCUUCUGCAAGAGGGGGCUCCUGCCAGCUCCCCAAACAGAUACCUGUGGGCUGGAACUGAUUCUGGUCACUACCUAUCUGGUCUGGAUUCCUGCCCCUUGCCCCAAGUGGCCCCACAGUUGCCCAAGAGGAGCCCCCUCUACACAAGAAGGGAGAGACAGCCCUCCCCUUGGAUCCUCCUCGCUGCAGUUCGAGGAGGGCCGUGCUUUCCUGUGGAGGAGAUGAAGAUAGGGCACUUGUUUGUUGAAAAUAUUGAUUUGUUUUGCAGUUGUGUUACUGGGAAACAAAGCUGUGUUUGAGAUUUAAUUAUCAUUAUUUGGUUUGGGGUUUCUUAUUUGUUUUUUAACUUUGUCAUAUAUGCAUUAAUCUUAGUUAUCUGAGGUUAGUUGUCUCAUUCCAGCUCUGUGCAUCACCAUGGUUAAAGUGUUGACAGCAAAUUUCAUUUUUUUUAUUGCAUUUCCUGAAGUAUAUUAACUCAUUAAGUAAUGUCUGUCAGUCAUGGAAAAUGUGCAUCAUUUAUUAACUUCCAGAAGGAUAUUACUAAAUACCACCUCAUAAUAAAAUUAGCACUUUAAAAGCUACAGCAUAGCUUCGUAUGCCUUUUAAACAAUUACAAAAGUGCUCUAGCUGAAAAAAGAAAACAAUCCUUCCAAACUAGCUUUAAGGAUUUUCAAGUGCUGCUCCAAAAAUUAAAAAAAAACAGGCAGAUUUAAGUUUUGCAAAGAAUUGGAGUUUUGAUCAUGAAUGUAACAGAGGGAAUAGGGUGGCACAUUUAAUGGCUGAGGUUUUAUGUUUUGUAGUAGAUAUAGGCUGCAUCAAAUCAUUUUGUCUGUGUUGGCUCUUGUCUUUCUGUCUCUCUGAAAGAGUGAAGUAGGUUGAAAAUAAUGCAUUAUAAUUAGUGGAAAAUGGCAUGUGCUAUAAAAUACAAGGCCUUCAGUAUGUUUUAGUACUCCACAGGUUUGUUACAAAAGCACCCUAAUGUUAUAAUUUUCCCUCUUCAUCAGCUCAAGUGUUUUGUAAGUGCUUUUUUAUAAUUUUAGCAAAAUUUUGCUGAAAGAUCCCUUAGAAAUGUUGUAUUACUUUCUUUCCUGUACUUUAACCUUGGAGAUUCAGAAAGUGUGGGGCUUUUAUUAUUUAUAUUAAUUUUUCCUCUCUGGCUCCCAGAUGUCUGUUUAAAAAUGCUCCUGAAUGCUUACUUGGGAAGUGAUUCAUCAUUUUUCAAAGCAAUUCACAUUUAAAGAACAGCCCUGUAACCAGAGAUUACCACCUUCAUUUUGUAGUUCAGGACUAUUUAAAGAACAUUUCAUUCUUUUUCUGUCGCUAGCUUAAUAGCAAGAUUGACCCAGCCCUUCCAUGCGUUUUACCUAAAUUUGGAACAAAUCUGCAUGCAAGACCUUGGCAGUACGGGUUGUUUUUGAGGCACCGCACUCCUCUUUGUACCUCUGACUGAAUCCUGCCUAAGCACUCUGAUUUCAUAGUUACCACUGGUUGCAGGAUACACAAGUUUUGCAAGGCUUUGUGCCCUGAGUGGUCCUUUAAUUCCGAGUGAAACAGGGCAGCAGGCGGUGCUGCACCGCUGUGCGCCACGCAGCGCUGCCUGCUCGCCCAGUCCCACCCCAAGAGCCACGAGUCGUGAGGGGUGCUUGUGCCUCCUGAUCGGGGGGAUUCAGCCUUGUCUGGGAGCCCGAGUUACCCCUAGAGGCAACUGGGAGAGGUCCUCCCACAGUGUGCCUUAGUCCAGUCCUUUCUCUGCUUUGACUAUAUAGAAAGAUUAGAAAUUUCAUUUGGACAUCUAAGUGGGAUACACAGAGGUAGAUAGUACAAAUACUCCUUUUAAAGACUGAACAGCUGAGGAUUUAGCUGAGUUAGAUAAAGGCAGCUGUGGAUGCCAGGAUCCAACAGAAAAAGUCAGAUGCAAAGUAAAAAAAAAAAAAAAAAAUCCUCUUGCUUAAUGAUGGGUUUACCUUCUUAAAUAUAAGCUAAGCUUGUCAUAAGGUUUAAAGUAUUACUAGUGGGACAUUUACUAGUUAAUGAAACCAUUCACUGCUUCCUGCUGCCAUACAGACACCAUGCUCCCAGCCAGUGCAGGAGAGUCAAGGAUGGGCUUCGUGUGGCAGUGUGGGGAUGAUAACAUACAUAUGAACUAAGAAAAACUCCCCAAAAUGCAAGCCCCAAGAUGCAGUGACCCUGGUGAACCCAAAUAUCAGCAAAAUUUUUCCAUUUAUUUAUUAGCAGAAAUUGCAAAGAUGUAUCUCUAUCCUUUUUUUUCCUCUUCUGUUUUUGUAUAAUUAUAUUGUUUACAUAUUAUUUUUACUUACAGAGCAAAGCUGUUAAAAAAAUUAUCUGUUUCAGUUUUAUUGGUGGAAUUUGAAUCCCCCCAAAUAAAUACAUUUUCAGAGGCAAUUCAGAAAGAGUCCUAAUUUCAAAUCACUCAUCAGCCUUUUAUUUACUACAUUCUUCUGGGAUAGAGCCUACUUUCUCAAGUGCAAUCUAUGUAUUUUUAUUUUUUUUUAAUCUCAGUUAAAUGCCGCUUUCCUAGCAGUACUUUUUAUUUUAUGCAGUGUGUAAUGUGUCUUACCUUGAUGAAAAAAUAAAUACUGCUUUUGAAAGAA